Messenger RNA from Mycotypha africana, 408 nucleotides. RefSeq names its product translation protein SH3-like domain-containing protein. The annotation marks the transcript as partial. Gene Ontology annotation, molecular function: RNA binding; structural constituent of ribosome. Gene Ontology annotation, biological process: cytoplasmic translation; ribosomal large subunit biogenesis. The record is from RefSeq and is a predicted model, not a curated record. Gene Ontology annotation, cellular component: cytosolic large ribosomal subunit; ribosome. The transcript has a single exon. NCBI's taxonomy places the organism in Eukaryota, Fungi, Mucoromycota, Mucoromycetes, Mucorales, Mycotyphaceae.
UUUUCAAUAGACGUCAGUUCUUCCCGCCGUAAGAGCAGAAAGGCUCACUUCACUGCUACCUCUGAUGUUCGUCGCAAGAUCAUGAGUGCUCCUUUAUCUAAGGAACUCCGUGAAAAGUACGGUGUUCGUUCUAUUCCUGUCCGUAAGGAUGAUGAAGUUCAAAUUGUUCGCGGUACUUACAAGGGCCGUGAAGGUAAAAUCACUCAAGUUUACCGUAAGAAGUGGGUUAUUCACGUCGACCGUGUCGCUCGUGAAAAGGUCAACGGUGCCACUGUUCCCAUUGGUCUCUCUGCUUCCAAAGUUGUUAUCACCAACCUUAAGUUAGACAAGUCUCGUCUUGCUAUUCUCGAACGUAAGGGUAAGAAGGACGCCAUGAAGCAGGUAAAUUAUCUUAAUCAAUAUAGUUGA